This is a messenger RNA of Triticum turgidum subsp. durum (durum wheat), 762 nucleotides long. The record is from the annotation of a GenBank genome assembly. Lineage: Eukaryota; Viridiplantae; Streptophyta; Magnoliopsida; Poales; Poaceae.
AUGGCCGCCUUCGCCACCAGGUCGGCGGCCUUCCUCGGCCUCGCCGCCGUGCUCUGUGUCCUCGUCGGCGAGGCGAGCGCGCAGCAGCUCUCGCCCAGCUUCUACUCGAGGUCUUGCCCCAACCUGGCGUCCAUCGUGCGGUCGGGGAUGACCUCCGCGUUGCAGACGGAGAGGCGGAUGGGCGCGUCCAUCCUCCGCCUCUUCUUCCACGACUGCUUCGUCAAUGGGUGUGACGGCUCCAUUCUGCUUGACGACACGUCGACGUUCACCGGCGAGAAGAACGCCGGGCCGAACGCCAACUCGGCCCGCGGGUUCGAGGUGAUCGACGCCCUCAAGACCCAGGUCGAGGCCGCGUGCAGGGCCACCGUCUCCUGCGCCGACAUCCUCGCGCUCGCCGCCCGUGACGGAGUCAACCUGCUCGGAGGUCCCACCUGGAGCGUGCCGCUGGGGCGCAAGGACUCGCGCACGGCGAGUCAGAGCGCGGCCAACGCGAACCUGCCGGGGCCCGGCUCCAGCCUCGCCACGCUCAUCACCAUGUUCGACAACGCAUACUACCAGAACCUGGUGGGGCAGCGCGGCCUCCUGCACUCGGACCAGGAGCUCUUCAACGGCGGGUCGCAGGAUGCGCUGGUGAGGCAGUACAGCAACAGCCCCAGCCAGUUCUCCGCCGACUUCGUCACGGCCAUGCUUAAGAUGGGCGGCCUGCUGCCGUCGUCCGGGACGCAGACGGAGGUCAGGUUGAACUGCAGGAGACCCAACUAA